GAACGAGUAAGAUAUGCCUCGUUGCGGGACUCAGGAAUUGGUUCUGCUGAACAGGAGCAUCUGCUGUACAGGAGCAUCACCUCACCUGCAUGCCUGCCUCCACCCUCCUCCUCUCUGCUGCUACUGUUCCCCCCCCCCCUCCGGCCGCCACAUGUUUAAGCAAGCCAUGGUGUUGGGGCAACUGCAGCAACCAUGGUGAACAAGAAGCCAUCAGGAUGCUGCAGCUUCAUCAGCACGCUGGAUGUGGAGCAUGCCCAAAAGAGCUCUUUCCUCUCACCUCAGGUCUCCAGACCCAGGUCCCUCGCAAUGCUGACUGUCAUAGGGAUAGCCCUAUUUGUGUUGGCACAGCCUGCCUCUUGUGACGACACAGUGGCCGAUAACAUUGGCAGCCACAUGAUGGGUCGCCUGUCGGAGCUCCUGUCCCCAGAAGAGUGCCAGGCUUUCUAUAGUGAAAUCACUGGCCCGGAGGAAAACAUGGAGAAAGAGUUGGAGCAGCUCUCUGAGAAGAACAACCCCAUCCACGCCCGCAGGCGCCGAGACAUCACCAGCAUGCAUCAAUGCAAAAAGACUCUGAGCCACUGGCUGGACACCGAAGGAGACACCAUGUAUUGGGAUCGCUUGUCGCGAGCUCUCCAAGCCAUCGGGCGCUCUGAUGUCUCCAUGGAGCUGGGCAAGAACCUCAACCAGGACAAGAACCUGGAGAUGAAGAAGAACGUGGAGAAGUAUCACGAGACUGUCAAGCAUCUGACUUCCUCGCUGCUCCUGGAAGAGAAUGAGGUGAGUGAGAGUGAGGACAGUGGACAAGGCCGACUCCGGCGAGAUGGGGAUCAGCCUGAGACUGAGUUAAAGCCAGAAGAACUGGAUGAUUUUGAGCUUAUCAUAGAGAGGGAAUCCCUACCUCCAUACAAGCAGAGUCUAUUUGGAUGGUUCACGCCACUGGCAACUGGCGUGAUCAGUGGGUUCCUCAGUUCCUUUGUUGUAGCAGCCCUCGCAGUCUUGUCUCUCUGUUGGAUCGUCAAGCAAGGAUUCCAGGAUCCCAUGGUGCAGGGGCAGGGUUCUGUGCCUGAGAUGAUUUUUCAUUACCCACCCAGGCGUGGUGGCAUCUAUUACAUGCAUCAGGAGUUUGAAGAGCGCAGGAUGAAUGUCAGCGAGAUCGUGAAUGCAGAUGAGGAUGAGGGUGAGGGUGAGGGUGGGAGUGAUGGGGAGGUUGAGGGGGAGGAUGAAGAAGGCACUGACGGCUAGAACUCCCUGUGAAGUCAAAAGCUGCAAAGCCCAAAUACAAUGGAGGCCAGCUUUGUAGGGAAGGGAGGGAUUAAUAAAGCAUAUCUUUUCAUGGUACUGUCAAA
This is a messenger RNA of Hemicordylus capensis (graceful crag lizard), 1346 nucleotides long. Its product is annotated as transmembrane and death domain protein 1-like. The transcript has 3 exons. Gene Ontology annotation, biological process: signal transduction. The record is from RefSeq and is a predicted model, not a curated record. Gene Ontology annotation, molecular function: protein binding. Lineage: Eukaryota; Metazoa; Chordata; Lepidosauria; Squamata; Cordylidae. Bases 193 to 1242 code for a protein of 349 amino acids.